Trichomonas vaginalis G3 is the source of this 2424-nucleotide messenger RNA. Its product is annotated as A-type inclusion protein-related family. The record is from RefSeq and is a predicted model, not a curated record. Lineage: Eukaryota; Parabasalia; Trichomonadida; Trichomonadidae. Gene Ontology annotation, molecular function: microtubule binding; dynein light intermediate chain binding. Gene Ontology annotation, biological process: cytoplasmic microtubule organization; cytoskeleton-dependent intracellular transport. Gene Ontology annotation, cellular component: cytoplasm; centrosome. Bases 1 to 2424 code for a protein of 807 amino acids. The transcript has a single exon.
AUGAAUACAGCUUUGAGCAGUCUGAUUAAGUCAAUUAAUGCAAACAAUCAGAAAAUCGAUGUAUUAGAAGUAACUCUACAACAAUUCAUUGAAAAUUCCGAAUAUGAUCCAAUUAAUCUUCAAGAAUUAUGUGAUAAUAAAGAUUUUCCCAAACUUUGUCAAUAUUUAUCAGCAGUGAUCGUCGAUAAUCCUAUACCAAAUCCAAAAGAUGGAGAUAUGCCAUCAAUUGUCACUCUCGUUCUAAAAUAUUUAAUCACGUUAUCUUCAAAACAUCCGGUUUUACUUGAUAUCAUAUCUUUAAAUUCAAAUUUAAACCUUUUAAUACCAGCUUUCUUUGCUAAAAACUAUGACAAUACGAAAAUAAUUAGUAAAUCAAUGAAUCAUUUGUUCUUACCAUUGAAAUUCUUAGCAUAUAUUUUUUCCACUCAAAGAAAUGCAUUUACAUCAGCAGAAGCUUCUUCGCUAUUAAUAGGCAUCAUUAAUUGUUUACUUUCAAACCCCCAAGUUGCAGCUUGGGCGGCAACUGUAAUGGCAAAUAUCGCAUUUUCCAAUGACUCAUUCUUAACUUACGUCAGACAAAGUCCUCACUUUAAAUCGCUUAAAGAUCAAGUUACAGCAUUAAUAACUUCAUCAGAUCAAUGUGCUAUGAUAGCAGGACUAGCAUUGUCAGUUAUACUAUUUCCAAAUACUGUUGAUUAUGAAACAGUAGUUUCAGCUGCGAUGGAAGUUCUUCAAGAAAAAGUUCCAUUCCCUCUUUUACCACAUUUAGUCAACAUCAUAAUAACAAAGUCUGUGAAAAAGAUCUCUUGUCAAAAUAUAAUUGAUAGCUUACUUAAUUCAUUGCUAAUUUAUGAUUCAUUUUCUGCUUACGAAUUAUUGAAAACUGCACUUACUCUAUGUGAGAAUGGUAUUUUCACUAACAAUAAAGAACUGAUCAAGAAGCUGCUAUUAUUUGCAAUUAAUGAUGAUAGUCCAUACUUAUCAAUUGCAACUUCGAAAUUAGUUCAAGAACUUAUGAUUUCCUUCCCGAAUAUAUUUACUGAUUUAGAUGCUGAUGAUAAAAUAUUUAAGAGAUGUCUAAGAAAGUUCAUUGAAAAGAAGAAUAUUGAAGAGACAGAAAAACUUGAAACAAUUUUAGUAAUAAUGCGUUGCUUAUUCAUGAAUAAGAUAAUAUCUCCGGUUCUGGCUGAAAUCUUGCAAAUACAAGAAGAAAAUAUAUUUAUGCAAUUGAUGAGAAAUAUUGAAAGCAAUAAUGCAUACUUAUCAUUGCAAAUCUUUCACUUCAUUCUGCGCUGCGCAUCUCAGUUUGACAGCUGGAGCGUUAGGCUUACAAAAGUCAUUAUUGAUUCUCAUUUUGCAGCUCUUUUAGCCCACAUAUUACUGAGAUCAUCAAACAAGUCAGCAACAGCAGAUGCUAUUUCAGCCCUGGCAUUAUUGACAAAUAAUAAUCGUAAUAUUUUCUUUGAUGAUUUAGUUGGCGCUUUUAACUUAACUGGAAGACAAACUGAAGAAGAAAUAGAAGCUAUUAGAGCAGAAAAUGCAAAGAUAAAUAUGGAAGCAGAUGAAAUGAUUAGAAAGGCAGGACUUGAAUAUGAAAAUGUUGUUGAUAAAUGCAAUUCCAUGAAAGAAGAGCUCUCUGAAGAAAGGAAUCAGACUAAAAUAAAGAUUGAAUCAUUGUCAAAAGUUAAAGCUAAAUAUAAUGAUUUAUUAGAAAUUGCAUAUAAGCAAAAACAAAAGAUCAAAGCUACAAGGAAGAGAAACAAAGAACUUGAAAUCCAGCUGAAAGAAAUGGAGUUCCGAAUUGAAGCUAUUCAAACAGAGAAUGAUAGAAUCCAACAAAAGCUUUCAAAACAUAAAAUCCUGAAGGACCAGCAUAAACUAAUCACAUCUAAAUGUAAUGAAUUUCAGAAGCAGAAUCAGGAACUUCGGGCAUCUUUAGAUUUUGCAAAUGAAAUGCUUGAUAAGAAGAAGAAACAGAUUGAAACUCUUCAAUCAGACAAUGCUUCUAAAGAAGAAACCAUUGCAUCAACACAAUCCAAUCAUUCACAUGCUCAAGAUACAAUAAGUUCAUUGCAAAAAUCUGUUUCAGGAUUAUCAGAUGAAAAUGCUAAGCUCAAGCGAAGAGUUCAAGAACUUCAAAGUCAGCUCGAAGCAGAGCAAGCUAAAAAUGAUAAUCUUGAAACAACUAAUGUUCUUCUCAGAGAUGAAAUUGCGAAAUUAUCGGCUAAGCAAUUUGAUGUUGAAGCAUUCAAAGCUAAAUACGAUGAAGAAAAGAAUAAACUCAAAAUUAAGCUGAUUAAUAUCGAGCGAGAUCGUAAAAAGUGGGAAACAACUGCUAAAUUUGCCAACCGCGUUGGAAUUGUUAAAAAUUUGGCAGUUCAUGAUGUGUAUGGAAGUGUAUUUGAGAAAAUGACUCUCAAAUAA